Messenger RNA from Patiria miniata (bat star), 570 nucleotides. Its product is annotated as macrophage mannose receptor 1-like. The record is from RefSeq and is a predicted model, not a curated record. The transcript has a single exon. The coding region runs from base 1 to 570 and encodes 189 amino acids. NCBI's taxonomy places the organism in Eukaryota, Metazoa, Echinodermata, Asteroidea, Valvatida, Asterinidae.
AUGGAAAAAGUCGUGGCAUAUUUGUUGGUGGUGGUCAUCAGUGUCUGUGCAGAAACCAUCUGUCGAGAUCAGAGAUGGUUUCACGACUCCCGUUACUGCCUCAUAGAUGAGCAGAUGACGUGGCAGAACGGCUCCACAAUCUGCUCAGACAUAGGCGGUGGCUUGGCGAUACCUGACUCCCUGGAGGAGCAACAGUUCAUCUGGGAGAUGUUCACAGACACGAUCUCCACGGGAGAUGUUUGGAUCGGCUGCACGCUACAGAACAACCAAUUGGUGUAUCCUGGCGAGGGAGGCCAGGUGUGUGAAUACACCAACUGGGCACCGUUGGAGCCGUAUCACAAUAAACGAUGCGUAAUUCUGUGGAGUAGACAUGCCGGCAAGUUUGAUGACGUUCCGUGCACUCCAUCUCGUUACGUGAUCUGUGAGAUCCCUGCUACUCCACUGGUUACGCCGGGGAUGUCCUGCCUGCAAGCGUACGCCGACGCCCGCUCCCCAACCCACUGCCUGACCGAUCACGUCAUCAAGGAGUUCCCCGUCAAGGGUGCCAUCGCCUGUGGUUCGGCCUGCUGA